GCCCCGCCCAAUAAUGGCUGGCAAAACUCAAAAGCAGACCAGCUACUUUGGAAGAAACCCAAACUCGACAUAAAAUUGAAGAACAGUUGAAAUUGGAAAACAGGGAAAAAGAAAGCAGAACGCACAGGGGUUUCCAAAUUAAACCGUGAUUUCAGAAAACAGCGAAUGAUAAUAUUGAAGAACACCAGCGGCAGCUGUUGACUUCCGUAGAAUCUCAGAUACGGGGGUUGCACAGGGUUUCUGGUAUCGAAUUGGAGCUCCAGUUAGGGUUUACUCCCAUUUCUCGGAAGAGGCUAAGCAUAUGAGGUCAUAAAUAUUCUAUAUUAUGAAGACACUUGAGGACUUAUUUGCGUUGGCCGAAAUUAAUAAUGGGCUUGAGACUCCUAUUCGGGUCAAGGAGCUCAUUGCUAUUAUACAAAAGGAAAAAGAUGGUGAUGCCAAUCGGAGUAUAGCUGAUGCCACUAAACAGUGGUCUGCUGUUGCAUGCACCAUAGCUGCAACUAAUAAUGAAGAUUGUCUUCAACUUUUUAUUCACUUAGAUGGUCUGAAUUUUAUUGACAGUUGGCUGAAGGACGCUCAGAAGUUUUCUAAUGACUCAAUUGAUGAUGAUGAUGAUGAUAAUAAUAAUAAUAUUAGUUUCACAAUAGAAGAGUCGAUCACUGAUUCACUUCGGGCAGUAGAGAAGUUGGUGCAUGUGUGCAACGGGGAAUCAGCUUCUUCUGGAAUCAGAAUAUCUGUUGAGAAGCUCCUUGGUCACAAGAGUUCAAAGGUGCAAGAGAUGGCAAAAGCUCUCAUUGAUAAAUGGAAGCAAGGUACAGUUUCUGUUUCCAUGGAUGUUGAACUUGUAAAUCUAGAAGAAAAGGGUUUGUCAGAAUCUUCAUGUGGGGUUGUUCGCCAUUCAGACGAAGGGUGCAAUGAACAUGAUAGAGACAAUCUUCUUCCUUCUUUGAGAUCCGAAGAAGCAUCUGAUAAAUCUUUAGAGUAUAAAAUAAUGCAAAAUGGGCCAUCCACUUAUGUGAACUCUCCUUCACCGACAAUGCAAAAUGGCGAUCUUCGUAAUGAGGAAGAAAGCACUAAGUUGAUGCAUCCAGAACAUGGCCCUCUGAAUGAACAGGGUAAAAACAAUUCUAAUGAUUGUUUGAAGGGUAAACAGAAAACAGGCAGUUCAGAGACAUUAGAUGACACAGUUUUCUCAUCAGAUGAUGAAACAAAGGAUGCAAUGGGUAAAGAAAGUGAAUAUGGAAAUCAUUGCAGAAGCACAACGCCUUUGGUGAUUGAAGCUAAUGAAAGUUCAAAAAGAAGCAAUUUUGGAAGGGAGGAGUCUGAUGAGGAAGAUCAUAGUGGUGAUGAAAGUGAUGGUGAUCUUCCAUUUGGACAAUUUUACAUGGGGAAUAAAGAUGCUGCUGAUAUGAUUGGUAUCAAAAAAUCUAAUGAUCAUGAUUUGGGCUGCUGCAGCAUCAUGGAUCCACUAGAGGUAGCUCUGCAAGUUGCCAUGGAAGUGGGGAGAGAGUUUGAGCACAGCUCUGUGAAAAAGACAGCCACAGUUCACCAUGAGGAGCCCACCAAUAGCAUCCCAACAUCAGAUUCUGAGAGUGAAAAACACUGUGAAACUAGUACUACUACUACAACCGAUUCCCCCUCAAACAAGGGGGAGGAGGCACAAAAGCUAAUAAUAUGUCCUCCUAUUUGCGAUAAUGAUGCUUCCCCCUCAACAUCAGAUUCUGAGAGUGAAAAACACUGUGAAACUAGUACUACUACUACAACCGAUUCCCCCUCAAACAAGGGGGAGGAGGCACAAAAGCUAAUAAUAUGUCCUCCUAUUUGCGAUAAUGAUGCUUCCCGGGCUGUUGGUGGGGGGCAUGUAAAUAUUUCAGCAGUCGAUAAAACACAAGACUUGGUGGAUUCUUCUCUGGUAACUAUUGGUGUGAAGGGUUCGUGUGAUUUUGAUUUAAAUCAAGAAGUGUUCACAGAAAAAGAUACAGCGGAGCAGCAACAUAGCAACUGCCGUCUUGAUAUUGAUCUAAAUAUGUGUGAUGAAGAUGCUGCUGUUGGAGGAGAAGCUAAGAGAUGUCUGGAUUUGAACACCAGAGAUGAAGAAGAUAAUAACAUGGCUGCUGCUGGGGAGGAGUCUUCUUCUGUGGAUGAAGCAGCGAGUGUUUCCAAAAUGCCUCCAAGGGGGGUUGAUGUUGAUCUUAACUGUGUAACCGAAGAAGCUCAUCCAACUGAUUGGAUGGGGAUGGAGAGACGACUGCUAUCUAAAUAUCCAAACAGUCCCCACCAAAGUCAAUCUCGUCCAUCUUCCUCAUCCUCAUUUCUUAACAUUGACCUAAACGACAAUCGGGGGUUUCUUCAUGAUUAUUCCUCAAAUCACUUGUCCAAUUUCACCAACCCUUCUCUACAUGCCGUGUCCAUCAUGGGAAUGAAAGUUGACUUGAACAAAAAAGAGUCUCUUGUACCAGGACUUCCAAUAAUGCCCUUGGGCCCUGUUCAUAAUAGUGCUGAGGGGAUGGAAUCCCUGUUUGCAUACCCUCGCCCGGCCACAGGUUAUAAAAAUAAUUACAACCGUAUAACAGCACCUGGACAUGCUUAUGGAUCGGUGGGACCUGUUCCCUGCAUGGUUGAUUUUAGAAAAGUCCCAGUUACACCUCGCAUGGUGGGACCCACUUCGUAUAUGACUCCUGUUUUCCCUCAACUGCAACCGUAUGGGCAACCGAUAAUGACACCACAAAGUGGUUUUGAUCUGAACGACAGUGGCUUGAUGAUUUCACCACCACCACCUCCUGAUGCCAGAGAAUUGAACCGGCAAUAUUUGGACCCUCUUCUUCAGCCCAUCUCACAACCAUCAACAAGUUUGACUGUUGGUGAGAAACGGAGAGAGCCUGAGGGUGGGUGGGAGCCCUACCCUUGUAACUUUUUCAAUCGCCAUUGAAAUAGAACUUUUUUGGUGGCUUUUUGGAUCGAUUGUAAGAGUAUAUUAAUCAUUUAUUUGACAGAGGCAAUCAGUUUUCUGAUCGUUAUAGCCAUAGAUGAUUAAUGAAGAAGAUAGGACAGCAGCCUUCGUAUACUGAUACAUGCAUACAGCUGUUGGAGGAAGUUAUAAAAGUUGUAACUUUCAUACUUAAAUAGGGGUUAUAGGGCAUUGAAUAAUGCGGAGUAAAAGUUAUUUCUGUUAAACAUUUUUUUCCUCCUGCCAAAUUGUGAGCUGUUACUAUCGAUUACAAUCAUUAUGUCUUUUAAACAGAUUGGCCAUUUCCUCUCAAAACAAUUUGGGUUCAUGUUUUCUUCUUA
Cuscuta epithymum is the source of this 3288-nucleotide messenger RNA. The record is from the annotation of a GenBank genome assembly. NCBI's taxonomy places the organism in Eukaryota, Viridiplantae, Streptophyta, Magnoliopsida, Solanales, Convolvulaceae.